AUGUUUAAUGCCUUUACAGGUUCCUCUGGAUCUCACGUACCUCCCAUUGGCAUUCAGCCACUUACCGGUGAAAACUAUGCUUCAUGGAAAGAUCAGUUAGAUCUUACUCUGGGGUACUAUGACCUGGACUACACCAUUCGUCAUGAUGAACCCGCUGCCAUUACUGCAACCUCUACUGCAGAGCAGAUAGCGGCAUUUGAGAAGUGGGACAAGGCGAAUCGCUUGUCACUUAUGACGGUCAAGAGCUCUAUUCCUCUUGGUCUCCGAGGAGCUAUUCCCGAGUCUGAUAAAGUGAAAGAUUACCUCAAAUCUGUUAAGGAUUACUUCAAGGGAUCGUCUAAAGCUCAUGCAAGCAGCUUAAUGCUAAAGAUGCUUACUCUGAAAUACGAUGGAAAAAGCGGUGUCCGUGAACACAUAAUGAAAAUGAGCGACAUGGCGAACAAGCUUAAGACUCUCGAAAUGGAAGUCUCUGACAACUUUCUUGUGCAUUUCAUAAUGACAUCAUUGCCUGCUCAAUUUGAUGCCUUCAAGAUUAACUACAAUGCUCAGGAUGACAAAUGGAAGAUGAAGGAAGGGUAA
Erigeron canadensis is the source of this 579-nucleotide messenger RNA. RefSeq lists its product as uncharacterized. The transcript has 3 exons. Lineage: Eukaryota; Viridiplantae; Streptophyta; Magnoliopsida; Asterales; Asteraceae. The record is from RefSeq and is a predicted model, not a curated record. The coding region runs from base 1 to 579 and encodes 192 amino acids.